AUGGGCCUUCGACGUCGGGUGUGCGACAGGGGCCCGAGCAAGCUUCACACCCGUCCACUCAGCAGGACGCCAAAUAAACCGAAACCCAGGGCCGGGAUUCUGAUGGCCCUUGGUUACGUUGGUUUAGAUUUAAUGUUGAUGGACAAUAAUAUCAAUCGUCUUGAUCGGAGAGUUGAACGACAAUUAUUGCGAAUGGCAGAAAAUCCAUUUGAUUUAACGAAUGAAGAAUUUAAGCAGUUAUAUCGUCUAACUCCGGACAUAGUAUUCAAUCUUAUUGACGUAUUAGAACCCCAACUGCAGAAGACAAGAAUCAAUGGUCUCUCCGUAGAAAAACAAGUUCUGGCAGCACUAAGAUUUUAUGCCACGGGUUGCUUUCAACGUCCUGUGGGUGAACAAUGGGGCAUAUCCAUGAGUCAAUCUUCAAUUAGUAGAUGUGUGCAUAAAGUUACAGAUGCAAUUAACAAUUUGAUUUUUAGACAGUGGAUACAAUUUCCCAUUACAGCAGAAGCCAGGUACCAAGCUAAAUUGAAAUUUCAAAAUGCACGGCAUUCAUUUGAAGGAGCCAUUGGAGCAAUUGAUUGCUCUCACGUAGCGAUUAUUGCACCCAGAAUCCAUGAAGAAGCAUAUGUGAAUCAUCAUGGAUAUCAUUCACUAAAUGUGCAAAUGAUAUGUGACCCUGAUUUAAAAAUACUUAACGUGAAUGCCAGAUAUCCCGAAGCACGGCACGAUGCUUAUAUCUGGAAUGUUUCUGCUGCACGACGAGUAAUGGAGCGCGCAUACAAUCGUGGUGAUUCAGGUUAUCCUUUAGAACCGUGGUUGUUAACGCCUUUACCUCGAGAGUCGGAAGGAACGCCUCGUUUCGCAUAUAACGAAGCGUUGUGUAAAGCAAGAACAUGCGUCGAACGUCUCUUUGGUGUAUUGAAAGCUACUUGGAGGUGCCUUUCCCGACACAGAGUUUUGCAAUACGAUCCUGGUUUUGCGGGAAGAAUUGUAAAUGCCUGUGCAGUCUUGCAUAAUAUGCGACAAGCUAACGGGAUACUAUAUGCUGAUGUGUUGGAUGAGUUUCACAACGAAGUCCUAUACGAAAAUAAUAACGAUGCUGAUAAUAUUGAGGAUUAUAAUGUUCGUGGGCCACUUGCUGUUGCACGUCGGAUUCAAGAUCGCUUAAUAGUAGAAAGAUUUUAA
Camponotus floridanus (Florida carpenter ant) is the source of this 1185-nucleotide messenger RNA. Its product is annotated as putative nuclease HARBI1. The record is from RefSeq and is a predicted model, not a curated record. Bases 1 to 1185 code for a protein of 394 amino acids. Lineage: Eukaryota; Metazoa; Arthropoda; Insecta; Hymenoptera; Formicidae. The transcript is spliced from 5 exons.